AUGAAACAACUCUCUGUCCUGCUGCUUUCUUGCCUCAGCGCCCUCGUGGCAGACGCCAGUGCAGCUGUCAACCGCUCCUUGCUUUUGAGCUACCCGUCAAAGCCCCGAGUGUUCGUUCUCUCAGAUAUUUCCAAUGAGCCCGAUGACACCCAGUCUUUCGUGCGAUUCCUGCUCUACAGUAAUCAGUUCCAAAUCGAGGGCAUGACCGCCGUCACAUCUACCUGGCUGAAGGACAAGGUGUACCCCGAGCAGAUCUCAGCCGUUAUUGAUGCGUACGCUCAAGUAGUCGACAAUCUGAAUCAGCACACUUCCCCUUCGUCCCCAUACCCCUCUGCGGAGUACCUUCACAGCAUUGUCAAAUGCGGUCCUGAAAUGUACGGCAUGGAAGGCGUUGGCCCUGGAAAGAAUCUUAGUUCCGGCGCAGAGCUACUGCUCAGCCAACUCCGCCAACCUGUUGACGAACCCCUGUGGGUCCUCGGAUGGGGCGGCGUGAACGUCCUAGCAGAGACCUUGUACUACAUACACGACAACUUCAAUGCCACUGAGGCGGCACGUCUGCGUGCCCAGCUACGCGUGUACACCAUCUCCGAUCAGGAUGACAGCGGCCUCUGGAUCCGCGAGCAGUUCCCGGAUAUCUUCUAUAUCGCAUCAAUGCACGGAUGGAACCAGUACGGGCUGGCCACGUGGGCGGCUAUUUCCGGCGAGGAGUACUACAACUUCGAUGUGGGCGGGCCGGACUUCACCAAAGUCUCCGCCGCGUGGCUAAAGGAGCACAUCCAGAUCGGCGACUAUGGCAAGGAGUAUCCGGACUACAAGUACAUUAUGGAGGGAGACACUCCGACGUUUUUGUAUCUUAUCCAGAACGGGCUGGGCGUGCGCGAGCAGCCCGACUACGGCUCGUGGGGUGGCCGCUACUCGCUGGUGGAUCUGUCCCAGCAGGUCAAGUACCGGCAGUACAGUGACGCGGCAGACCGGUUGAUCGGCCAGAACAACCGCACCUACGCCUCAAACCACGCAGCCAUCUGGCGUUGGAGAGAUGCGUAUCAGAAUGACUUUGCUGCUCGUAUGCAAUGGGCUCUCCCGGCCAACGAGACUAAAGCUGCCAACCACCACCCCGUGGUCAUAGUGAACGGACAUAUAGAGCUGAGCCCGCUGUUCAUCGCGUCGACGCCUAAUGCUACCGUGUGGCUUGACGCCUCCGAGACGUACGACCCCGAUCAAGACAGCCUUUCAUUCCGGUGGUUCCAGUACAAGGAGCCUGGAUCGACCGACUGGAACGUUGGAAACCAGAUCCCGAGCUUGAAUGUGACUGUGUCUGGCGACGGUCGACGCGCGCAGGUCACAAUUCCCUCCGAAGACAAGGUCUGCGAUGGCAAGAGCUUCAACGACUCGGGCUGUUGGACCUUGCACCUUAUCCUGGAAGUGACGGACAACGGAGUAUAUCCAUUGACGACGUACAAGCGCGUCCUGUUCGAGACAACGAACUCGACACAAGCGGCUACCGAUUGA
This is a messenger RNA of Aspergillus welwitschiae, 1509 nucleotides long. RefSeq names its product DUF1593 domain-containing protein. The transcript is spliced from 2 exons. The record is from RefSeq and is a predicted model, not a curated record. Lineage: Eukaryota; Fungi; Ascomycota; Eurotiomycetes; Eurotiales; Aspergillaceae. Gene Ontology annotation, molecular function: hydrolase activity, hydrolyzing N-glycosyl compounds. Bases 1 to 1509 code for a protein of 502 amino acids.